Homarus americanus (American lobster) is the source of this 8665-nucleotide messenger RNA. RefSeq names its product rho GTPase-activating protein 45-like. Bases 545 to 5098 code for a protein of 1517 amino acids. Lineage: Eukaryota; Metazoa; Arthropoda; Malacostraca; Decapoda; Nephropidae. The record is from RefSeq and is a predicted model, not a curated record. Gene Ontology annotation, biological process: signal transduction; activation of GTPase activity. The transcript has 25 exons. Gene Ontology annotation, molecular function: GTPase activator activity.
AGUGUGAGUGGGCUAGUGUUGGCUGGUGUGUGGUGUGGGCGGCCGCCUCACGUGUCAGGGGUAGACCAUCUGUGUUACCCUCCCAUGAGUAGCCGAAAGUGUACCGCUACUUCCCUCUAGUUUAAAUUGAACUGCUACUUUCCCUCUUAGUGUAAAGUGAACCACUACUUCCCCCUGUGAGUGAGCGCCACUUCCCAUAAAGAGUAGCCCUUAACACCUUGGAUUACGUCAAGAACCAUCGACAUCUCCCUCCUCACACAGCGCCACCCAGCAUCUACCUCCCCUGUCUCUCUUGCUUGUUCCUAUCUUUCUCUUGUCAGUCUCCUCUCUUGCGUCUCUUUUCUCUCUCUUGUCUGUCUCCCUCCUUUCUCUUUCUCUCUACCAUCUUGGAACACAUUCCGGCCGCUUGGUGGUGGUGGUGGUGGUGGUGGUGCUGUUACUGCUCCCGCGCCUGCUUCUGCUGCUUCUACUGCCGUCGUCACCGCUACUGCUGGUGCCCCACGUCCAGGAGGACAUAUUGAAUGGUGUGGGCGGCACGGGCGGCAUGGAGGGCGCGGGUGGGCGGGCGGCCAUCAAGGUGGGCGGCACAACAGGGAGCUCAACCACAUCCAGAGGCUCCUCUAGCAGCGGCUCCUCCGGCCAAGGAGUGGGCUGCGGCGUGGUUGGGGUGGCGAUGACGUCGGCGGGGUUGACAUCGUCGACGCAGACCCUGGCGGUGACGUCGACGCCGCGGUCUCUCUCCCUGGCGUCUAUUUCGUCAGACGGCAGCAGCGACAGUCACCUGGUGGAGAGGGAGGACAUCGUCGCCCUCACUACUGCUGUCAGGGCCUUCAAGGAGGCCCUCGGCAAGCUGAAGAGGAUCUUCCACCCGGAGAGAGACAAGAACGAGACCUUACGAGUGGCCGCCCACGAACGUCUCGGGGAGGUGUUGAGGAUCUUGAGGUCUAUCUUAGAGAAAUACAGCCCCAUACAACACAAUGAGCUCCUCGCUGCUGCCUCUCACCUCAUAUCACACGUUAAUGGGUUCAGCUAUGAGGAUGAACAGGCAGACCCCACCGCCUUCCUGGAGGCUAUCGACCAGCUCGCCCUCGCCUUCUCCAGCAGGGUAUCGGAGUAUCUUAUGGGAGACAUCGACAGUUCUUCAGCUAUCCUUAACUGCUCUACCGCCUCCUCCAGGAACAAGUCUUGUGAGAACUUGGUGAGCAGCGACGGAGAGAGCACCACCGGGGAGCGAGGCGGCAUAGCUGGCGCUGAGGGAGGGUGUUUGGACCCCGGCCUGAAGGAACCAGAGGUACUCACACCCCAGCAGAUUGAUGAGUACCUUCACCGCCAUGAGCAGGGUGUGGAGUACGCGCUGCACCGUGCCAAGGUGUGGAGUAAGUACGCUAAGGACGUGAUGACGUAUAUAGAGAAGCGCGCCCAGAUGGACCUUGAGUACGCCAGGAACCUCACCAAGCUGGCGCACACAGUCAGACCUGCGCUCAAGGAGGAGAGCUUCCUGCCCUUCCAGUCUAUAUACUGCACGGCGCUGGACCAAGACAUAGAGAACACCUCCCAGCUGAGUCAGACCUGUAUCCUCCUCCAGACCCACAAGUUUAUUGAGCCCUUGACAACAAGGAGAAAUGAACACGAGAGAUCACGGAAAGUCAUCAAGGAGUCUUGGCAUAAAGAACUGAAGAGGGUCACUGAGGCCGUGUCCAACCUUAAGAAAUCCAAAGUUACUUACGUCCAGCGUCACCAGGAGUUGAUGAAGAUGAGGGAACUAUUAUCAAGAGCAGAAUACACAGAAGGACUGGAAAAACUAGAAAGAAAGCGGGAUGAGGCCUACCAAAAGGCGAAGGAGGCAGAGACCUGGUACAAGACGUGUGUCGCCGAUGCUAAUGAGCGCCACGCCUCCCUCCUCAAGGUCAAGCGUGAGGUGCUUGUACAGGCGCGCGAGCUCAUCCUUCAGUGUGACCAAACCAUGAAGGCAGUUACUGUCGGCUACUUCCAGCUCCAACACACCGUGGCCGCCCCGGCCCCUGUACAGCUUCAGACACUCUGUGAGAGCUCAAGGCUAUAUGAGCCGGGGUCUCAAUAUAUGGAAUUUGUGAAGCGACUCGGUCCUUCGCUCGGUCAGGAGCAACCGGAGACGCCCUUCACCUUCCAGCCGUACACACCGGGCACCCAGGACCCACCCAACCAUGACCCUACCGCUAAUGGCUCCAUGACCUCCACCGAUGACCUCCAAGUGGGUGGGGUUGGUGGCCACGGGGGCAGUGAUACGGACAGUGUGGGUUCGUCACAUUCGGCCAAGAGUGUGGACGCCUCGCCCACGGCCUCGCCUCUCGCCCCAGCUCGACGCACUCACACCAUCUCUUCCGGGGAUGAGUUGGAGACUGACCCUGACACUGCGGACGCCCACUACAAUUACGGCGCCGCCAGACGUCAGGUGAUGAGCAAGGCUGCCGUCACCCACACCUUCAGGAAGCUCAAGACGCCCUCGAGGUGUCGGGAGUGUGAUUCCUACGUCUACUUUCACGGCUACGAGUGUGCUGAGUGUGGUCUAGGGUGUCAUAAAAAGUGCCUGGAGACACUAGCCAUACAGUGUGGUCACAAGAGACUGCCCCGGAAGAUGACAACCUUUGGGGUGGACUUGGCGCAGCACCUGUGUGAGACGAACACAUCCAUACCUCAUCUGGUGGUCAAGUGUGUGGCUGAGAUUGAUGCUCGAGGUACCAAAAUCAAGGGCAUCUACCGGGUGUCGGGCGUCAAGAGCCGGGUGGAGAAGUUAUGUCAGGCCUUUGAGAAUGGCGCCAACCUCGUCGAUCUCACCGACCAACACCCAAAUGUGAUCGCCAACGUCCUCAAGCUCUACCUCCGUCAGCUGCCAGAGCCCCUCCUCACCUUCAGGCUCUACCCAGAGUUUAUCAGGAUUGCCAAGGAGUGUCCCACAGGAGGCGAGUGUGGCCGCACGACAGAGGACCUGAGAGACCUAGUGCGUCGACUGCCUCGCCACCACUUCACCUGCCUGGCUCUCCUCAUGCAUCACCUGCACCGUGUCACCUUACAUGCUCACCUCAACAACAUGCCUUCCUCCAAUCUAGGUAUUGUGUUUGGACCAACGUUGCUACGGACAUCAGAAGGCUCGGCGUCCCUCAGUUCAUUGGUCGACACUGUACACCAGACUCGGGCCAUUGAACUGCUUAUUAUGUUCGCCAAUGAGAUCUUCGGCCAGCCAGAGCACUACCAGGUACCUGCGUCAGCUCGCUCCUUAGAUGAGGUUCUCAAGGCUCCAACACCAAGCAGACAGACGAGCGUUCACACCAGCAGCAGUAGUGGGGUGGUCAACGUGGCUAUCUCCGGCUACAAGCGACCGCCUUCCGAAAUGGUGGGUCUGGCAGAGGACUCCCCAUCCACACCCACCCCCACCCCCACCCACCCAACGCCCACACCCCCACCACACCACCAUGCCCCGAAGGAGAGAAAAGACUCUGAUGUAUUAGAGGAGGACUGGGAUUGCGAGAAUUGGGAAGAGUCGGGGACAGAGGGAGGUGGAGUGAGCGAUGUGGUCAGUAGUGGUCCACGGGGGUCGUCUACCAGGUCCACCACGGCCCACGCCAAAAUAUACAAGACUUCCCUGAGAGAUUAUGUCGGCCUGGAAGGGGUGGCGCUACACAUGUCAACGGGGUUACACACGGCCCAGGAUGCGGUGGACGUGGUGCACCAGAAGCUGAGGAAGACUGUGAGUGACAUCUCCUCCUCCUUGCGGCCCCCCACCACCCACGACCUGCCCCGGAGAGCCACCAUAGAUGAGGCCACCAGAAGAGGGCCCCAGGAGGAUGACAGGAAACACCACGACCAUCCUGCCAGAAGAAAAGCCCCAGAAGACCCACAUAGAAGACACAUCUCUGAAGACCUGAGAAGAAAGGCCACAUCAGAGGAAGUUGGGAGAAAGUCAACGACGGAGGAGUUGACAAGAAGAGGAGAGGACGAUAGAUUGAGUCAGCAGGAGGAUCGACCUCGACAACCACAGAGCACUUCAGGCGCCAUGUUGGCUAGGGCUCAGGCGCUUUAUAAGAGUGCCUCUAAGGGCAGCAUGAGCGAGACCGAGCUUAAGGUGGAGGUCCGGGCGUCGUCAGGGGUUAACAAAGGUGAGAGUCGUGAUGCCAGUAGCCAGGACCUUGGCACCUCCACCAGCAGCGUCCCCAUCCCCGGCACCCGCAGAGUGUCACCUCACUUGGGUCAUCGCCCCAGUCUAGGUCAAAAAUCAGGGUUGACCAGUGGCACAGACUCCUCAAUAGACUCUGACCACAGCUACGACUAUGGUCACCACACACAUGCCCUCACCCCCUCCGCUACCCACACUUCCACUCCCAUCUUGCCUCCCCGAGGACGGAGCGAGUUGGCGACGAGCGGGGCCUCCAGGGGCGUGUCUGUGUCACGGGACCCCUCGCUGGACAAUGUGACCUCGUCGGUGACUUCGUCGGACUCAUCGUCUCAGGAGGUAGACUCAGCCCAUGCCACAGAGGACUCUCACAGCUCUGAAGCCGCUGAUGAACCUGACACUGCCCGCACCAUCACCUACUCCUCCGGUUGUGGUGGCAGCAGCGGCGGGGAGUCCGGCUACGUGUCUCCCUACCUGAGCACCGAACGAGGCGGCCUGGUCACCCUCGGCCCCUCCUUGCUCCUCACCAGGUCCACCAUCGCCCAAUACGACACCAAGCGCACCAUCACUACUGUCGUUGCUCCCAGGUCCUCCUUUGACGAGAACCGCGUUAGGAUACAGGUGCCUGCCGCUGUGGGCGGAGGUGCUAGUAGAGGGCCAACGGCAGUGGCGGCAGCCACAUCGGCUGUUAACAUUGGUGCAGAGGCGACAGUUAGGGUGUCCAUGCCAGGACAGCAGCAGCAGGGGGUCAGUGAGGGUGUUGAGGGGUUACCCAGUGAGGGGCGAGCAUCACCUUUAUAUACUCUCAGGAGCAGUGAAGCUGAGGUGUCCUCCCUCAGACGCCUGCACCCUGACACUCGUGUCCCAGGGCCUCCCCAGAGCCCUGCGUCGGAUAGCCUUCAGGAGCACCCGAGAAAACCCUCUCCCAACAGAUCCCCGAGGUUCGUGUAGCGGCGGACCCGAACCUGUCUACUGUGUCGUGUACACCAGUCGGUGUAAGACCGGGCAGAUGUCAGUAGUACGGCCAGAGUACGGCGGCAUGCAGGCAACUCGGUCAGAUUAAAGGAAUCAGUUGACAGACAGAGACCAGUCGUCCAGGCAGUCUUAACUAUUGUGUGAGCGUCAGCUGUUCAACUCAACUUUAGGAUAAGCUUAACAUGAGCUGUUCAGUAAGUGUCAGUCAAGUACAUGCAUCAGUUGUUGGUGUAGUACAAGUCACCAGUGAGGAGUAACACACCAACAUGCACUGUAGUUAUUAGUACUAGUCACCAAAUUGGUACACUGUAGAUAAGUAGACUACUGUAUUAUCACUACAAGUUGUAGAGAAGAAGGACCCGACAACUUUAGCACCUGAGCAAGUUAACAUCUUGUCUCAGAUAACUUGUGUGUUUUCUUCUCUUCCAGCAACUUUUGCACCAGAAACAUUUUGUCAUGGAAUAUUUUGCUCUGGAACUACAAUUAUAUACAGAUAAGCUAUUUUGCCAUGACUUUCUUUUAAAAUCAACGAAACCUAACGUAACCCUCAUGUAGUAUCUUGUAGUUAAGAUAGCAGUAGUUUUAGUAUACAGUAGUAGUAGUAGUAUACAGUAGUGGUAGUAUACAGUAGAAGUAGUAAUUUUACAUGGCAAGGGUGUGUGGGGGGGGGGGGAAUACCACAAUAUUCACUUGGUCAAAAGUUUGUGAGGUGUUUUAUCACAUUUGUUGCUGAAUGAUUGAUUGCCGGCAUGACUGUCCUGUUUACCUUGUGUGUCUAUGGUAUCGUCAGUUUACAUGAUUCAUGGUUUACUAGUUUAUGAAUGGUAAACUACUAAUAGGAAGUUUAUAUGAUCCAUGGUUUACUAUUUUGUGAAGGGUAAACUAUCAAUAGUACAUCGUUUAUGGUGUGACUGGGUGGUUUAGUGGUAAAAGGUACUGCACUAUGACCUUUCUGAGGCUGGUUCCUUUCCUAUCAUAGGCCACAUAGUUUCCACAUUAUUAGCAGUUGUUAAUAACACCUUGUGUAUUAGUGGAACACACUAUGUAUAGGUGAUACAGCGAAACCUCUAUUUGAUGGACUAUAUGGAGAGGAAAGUCCAUUAUAUCAAGGGUUUGUCAGAUGUAAACUCUCCGCCUAAUGAACUACAUAGAGAUGAAGGUUUGUUAUAUUGGGGGUCCAUUGGAUAUGUAACCCCCAUCUAUAUGGAGAUAGAGGUCUGUUAUCAUACUCCGGGGGUGGGCCAGGUCUCUCUCCUCUUCCUCGUAUAUAGAGUUUAUAUAUAGGAAAGGAGGCAUCACAGGCCAUAGGAGAUGUAGACUGUCACCCCCUCUUGUUAAAUUGGGCCUGAGGAACAUGCCAGUGCAGUGUGGGUUUGUGGUCAGGUGUGUGAGUGUUGACUGUAGUGUUUGUCGGUGAAUGUGUGGCAUUCCAAGUGUAGGUUAGGUUAGGUCAGGUCUACAAGCUCGACAAGACAGUUAAAUCCUUGUCCUGUAUCUCACUUGUUUUUAUUUUAUAUAUUGGAUGACCCUGUGUGACCUGUUGCUUGGUGCCACUAUUGACCUGACCUCAUGACCUCUUUGAAAGUGGUGAUGACCUUUGAGAGAUAUCACACUCACUCUCCAACAAUUUCUUCUCCCUCACAACCCUCACUCUUCAACAAUAGCUUCUCUCUCACUCUGUCCAAUAACAACUUCUCCCUCACACUCCAACAGCUUCUCUCUCACUCUCUCCAACAACAACUUCUCCCUCACACUCUAACAACAGCUUUUCCCUCACACUCUCCAAGAACUCCUCCGUCAGUCUUGUGGUCACCAUCCAACAAUAGUCUGUACACUCGGUGAAGCGAGGAUAUAAACAGGACAUUGUUCCACACACUUCCCAGUGACUGGUCAAAGGGUGAACUCCAACAGCAUAUAAGGUCCAUCCUACAGCACUGUAUCGGGUGUGUUGUAUCUGGGUCUAUCUCUGGGACCUGUCGGCAUGUUAGGUUGUUAAAAUUACCGGCUGUAUCUCUGCUGUGUCAACAACUUUAUUCUGACCAAAACAAUUGUAAAAGCUGUGAACCAAAACUUGGCGUGUGUAGUUCUCUGCCACGCUGACCAGACACGAUGUGUAGGGAUUCCCGUUGAGCACCGAACCUGUGUAUGUACUGACAAUAAGUCGACCACAGAGGUGUACAUUUAAGUAAACACUACGACUGUGUACAUAAAUCCAAGUGUAAACUAUAAGUCAUUGUAAUAAUGAUAAAGAAGAAAUGUUCAUGUACAUACCUGAUGCCAAGUGGGUUAAGUCGUGCCUUAUGUGACAGUAAUGUGUUUGUUGUAUCACAUGAGAUGAAGUGAAGGUCUGGGCCUUAGUGCAGGCAGUUGUGCUCGAGUGGUGGGUCAGGCGAGCUGCAGUCCUGAUACCUCCCACUCCCACCAGGCUACAACCUAACCUGAUCUGACCUACCCUACCCUAACCAGUCUGACCUACAACCUAACUGAACCUCAUCUGACCUGCCCUAACCCACCCUACCCUAACCCGGUCUAACCUACAACCUAACCUAGCCUACAUUUACCCUAACCUCACCUGAUCUGACCUACCUUACUUAACCUAACCACUAGGACUGCUGCCCAAUUCUAAUACGACCUAAUUCAAGUCGGUAGAUUAUUGGAACUGUCGAGUUAUUUACUGUAUCCCGAAUAUCUAUCUAGUGGUUAGGUUAGUUUACAGUUUAUUAGGUUAGAUUAGUUUAGGUUAGGUUAGGGCCCAAUGAGACAAGGGCUUAUUAGGACUGGGGCCCAUCUGACCUGUGAGCAAAUAUCUCGCUCCACCAUCAGUGCUGUACAGUAAUUUUCUUAUUUUUCUUAAAGAAUUUUGUAUCGUAAAUUCCAGAUUGGUGAAAAAUUCUCACUAAGGAUAACUCAGUAAUAUCGUUCUAUGGAUAUCUUUUUUAAUGGAUAAUUAUAUACAUUUGUUGCACUCGGUUAAUUUUAAAACACAAAAAUUAUUUAUAUGUGAUGCUUAAAAAAAGUCCAAUUCAUAAUUUUUUAUAUAUUUAAUAUUUUGUAAGAGGUGAUGUUUUGGUGACUGUUCCUUGCUGAGCUGGGUGGGGGGUGGGAAGAGGUGGGAGAGGGAGAAUGUGGUAGGAGUGUGAGGCAGGAUAAGGGAAGAGAGAGGGUAGAGAGGAGAAUGAGUAAGGAUAGGGAGUAUGGAUGGGGAGGAAGAGUAAGCAUGAAAGAGGUGGAGUAAGGGAGAAGGAAGUGAGGGAGGAGGAGUAAUAAUGGUACAGUAGUAAAGUUGAAGGAGUAGAGGUGCUUCAAGAUCAAUCACAACCAUUGCCGGAAACUAAUAAUUUAUCACACACUACGGUCUUGAUGAGGCUCCCUUCAGACGAGUGAGCAAGAGAGGCAGCCUAGAAGGGAGGGGGAGAGGCAGGCAGGGAGGGGGAGAGGCAGAGAGGGAGGGGGAGCCAGUAGUCGUCUGCACUUCUAUAUGAUGUCUCAUAUAUUUAGCAUCCAUGUAUAUUGUAUAUAUAUAAGAGGGAAAAUAAAUGUAAA